Octopus bimaculoides (California two-spot octopus) is the source of this 2600-nucleotide messenger RNA. RefSeq names its product putative transporter slc-17.2. NCBI's taxonomy places the organism in Eukaryota, Metazoa, Mollusca, Cephalopoda, Octopoda, Octopodidae. The record is from RefSeq and is a predicted model, not a curated record.
UCUAGGAAUUUGCAAUCGAUCGAGUCUUGCCUAAAACAAGAAAUUUAAAGAAAUAAAAAAAUACUUUGGCUUGUAACGAGUUUCUCAACUUUACCAAUUCAUUCCACCAAUGUUUGUCUUUGAAAUAAUAAUUCCUAAAGCUUCAUCUUCAGUUUCUGCCACAUUUUAAAUACAAGGAAUGGAUUACAUGGAAUCACUCAAAAUGGAAUUUAAAAUAACAUUCUAAGGAGCACCACAAAUACAUGUUAAACUAAUAUAAAAUAUAAUCACACGUAUGAAAGAAUACGACCCGUUCUGCAAACACAGUUCUCUGGGAAUUUGCUACCAUUCUAUAUUGACGCUAAACUGAACUUUAUCAAAGAAAUAUUAUUAGACAAAUCAGUGAAUCAAGUGGAAUGGAAUGCAGAGAUCUAAGUAACCAGUAGGAUCCUACAUCACGUUCAACGGCGUCUUAUGUAUGAAUGAAGCCUCAUCUUCACAAACGACAGAGAAGGAAUUGAAAGUGGUGCUAUUAAUUCUUAUAUCUAUAAAGAGAACUUGGAUCGGUUUUCUCCGUAACUUGCUGUUACAACCCUGCACUGCUACAGUAACCUUAUUUUUUAUUGUGUUCUUGCUUUGACGUAACGUUUUCUAUUUGUAAAUAAAGUAGAGGCUAAACGUGUUACCAAACGAUCAUUUCUGACGUUUAUCGACACCUUUAUAGUGAUUGGUAAAUGAUGUCCAUGUUUAUCGAUUAUACAUUGUACUAAUACAAUGUGAAAUUUGACAGUACCAAUGAUAUCUUCGUCCUAAUUUCGGAAAGAAGACUCGCCCACCACAUUCAAUUAAAUAUUCACUUUGCAAACAAAACAAACACCUUUUAUAUAAUGAACUCAUGCUAAACAAAUGAACAAAGAAAUGGAAUAAUAAGUUUUUUAACUGCAGCAAUUUUCCUCUAGUCUACGAUAAAAUAUUUAAAAUUAUAUCACUUAUCGAUUUCAGUUACUGCAAGCAAAACAUUGUAAGUCAGUGAAAACGACUUAAUGAUGUCUAAAUUUAUCAAUUAUAUUAAGCGCUAUUAUUUGUGUCGAUGGAGAUUAUGUUAUGCCUGUACAGUUGCUUUUCUUCUGAUGCAAACAUUAAGAGUUGAUCUAAGUAUGGCCUUUGUUUGCAUGCUGAAAACACCCAAUCGUACAACUGAGGAAUUUUAUUUUACUACAGACAACAAACGGUGUUCCCGUUCAGGUGACCAUUCUGUAGACCGAAGUUUUGAAGGAGAAUUCGAGUGGGACGACUCAUUACAAGCCAACAUGUUGGCAGGGUAUUUCUAUGGGUAUAUGGCAACUAAUAUUUUGGGUGGGCUUUUAGCAGACAAAUAUGGUGGAAAAAGAGUCCUAGGAAUUUCGCUCCUAUCAGCAUCAAUUUUAACCAUUCUUCAUCCAAGUUUAUCUCGAGUUAGUGGUUAUUUUACUCUUACUCUAAGAAUAUUAACCGGUAUACUAUCAGGGCCAGUGCCCCCUGCAAUUCAUUCCUUAUUUGGACGUUGGGGCCCUCCACAGGAGAUAGGUUUAUUGGUUGGGUUCGCAUUUGCUGGUCAAAUUCUAGGUAGCAUUGUAGGUCUUUCAAUAUCUGGUCUUCUUUGUGUUUAUGGCUUUGAUAAUGGAUGGGGUUCUAUAUUUUAUGUAUUUGGUGGAUUAUCGUUGGUGUUUAGUUGUAUUUGGUUUUAUGUUGUUUAUGACAAUCCGGACACCCAUCCCAGUAUUAGUGAUGAAGAACGUUCCUACUUAAAUAGAACUAUAACAAGUGAAAAAGUAUUUAAAAUAAUACCUUGGAAACAAAUGCUUUCCUCACCUGCAGUUUGGGCGAUUAUCGUCGGUUGGUUUGCUUAUAGCUGGACAGAUUUAUCGUUCCAGGUGUUGUUACCACUUUAUACGAAAGACGCCUUAAACAUUAAAACAGCAUCGAAUGGUUUAAUGUCGUCUGCUCCUUCGAUUGGACAAAUCAUUGCUUUACCUUUGUGUGGAAGAUUUGCAGAUCUUAUACUUUCAAAGAAAUAUCUGUCGACUCGUGUCGUUCGAGUCUUAUUCCAAACCAUUUCUCUGAUUGUUUCAGCAUGUCUGUUGAUUGUCAUCGGAUUCCUCAGAUGUGACCAAACCAUUCUAAUAAGUAUUCUUUUGUUUCUCAGUGGUAUAACUCUAUCAUUUACCAGUGGCGGUGUUCUCGUCAACAAUAGAGACAUUGCUCCAAAUUAUGCUGGUGUUGUAUUUGGAAUUGCUAACACGUUUGCCGUAAUGUCUGGAAGUUUUAGUUCCUUGUCUACAAAAGCUUUAACCCCAAACGGUACACAACGAGAAUGGCAGAUCGUGUUCGCCUUAUGUGCUGCUAUAUGUGUAGUUGGUGCUAUAUUGUAUGUGAUAUUGGCAAGAGGAGAAAUCCAAGUUUGGGCAAUUUCAGAAGAAUCUGGAUCAUCUGUUAAACCAAAAGACACAGAAAUGAAUGAAAAAAUUUAACCUUUAACAAGAGUGAACAUGAAGUAAUGAUAUACAACAAAUUUAAGAAUUUUACUAACCAUUUCAAAAUAUUAUCUUCAGCAAUGAAUAAUUCAAUUAUAAACGAUGUUU